CAUUCAUAUUUUAUUUGUUUGCUUCCAGAUCUGUUGGGAGCUGUGAAUGCUGAAGUGAAUACAUUGACACGGAGAGAGAGGCAGAAUGUCACUCUACACACUGGACUAACUGGACUACAGGCUGAUAAGAUAUUUUGGUCCUUUGGUCCAGUCAUUCCAAACACCUCAAUAGUUGAGAGUCAGGUCAUCAGAGGAGAGAACAUCACAAAAUUCAAAGGAAGAUUCCCAGACAGACUGCAGCUGGACAGACAAACUGGAUCUCUCACCAUCAGAAAUCUCACCCUCAACAACUCUGGAGUUUAUCAGAUAGACAUUUUUAAUACACACAAAACAUCUCAGAGAUUCUAUCUAACUGUCUAUGGUGAGUCUCUAGUACCAUUUCCUCAAGUCAGAAAAAUCCCUGAAGGUGAUUUUCUGGACAGUUCAUCAGAGAAGGGGAGCUGUUCAGUGGUGUGUUCUGUGGAGAACCGGAGAGACAUGACCCUCUCCUGGUACAGAGGAGAGAAGAGACUCAACCAGACCAGCAGCCCUGACCUCUCCACCAACCUGUCUCUCCCUCUGGAGAUAAAGCUACAGGACAAAGAUAUCUACAGCUGUGUGGCUGCCAACCCAGUCAGCAACCAGACAACCAAACUCAACAUUGAAACGCUCUGCCUUCAGUUUGUAGGGAGUCCAGAAGAGGAGGGCUCUGUGGUGUAG
This is a messenger RNA of Salvelinus fontinalis (brook trout), 699 nucleotides long. Its product is annotated as SLAM family member 5-like. The record is from RefSeq and is a predicted model, not a curated record. The annotation marks the transcript as partial. NCBI's taxonomy places the organism in Eukaryota, Metazoa, Chordata, Actinopteri, Salmoniformes, Salmonidae. The transcript is spliced from 3 exons.